UGAUCGUAAACAAAAGAUGGAGUCUCGGCCGCAGGAUGGAGGCGGAGAACAUUAAGGUUUCUGGCCUCCUAAGGGACCGGAAUGUGCUGCUUUUAUGCGUUUUCGUGACUUUUCUGAGCAUUGUGGUCUCUGCUCUAGUCAGUCUUCUUGUAGGAGCCCUGCUAAUCCUGUCCUUCAUCAGCGGGUUAAUUCUACCUGUCGUCAUAUUCAGUGAGGGGAAGCAAGUCCCUAACCUCUUGGCCAUUUUUACUGGCCCAGAGAACUCAGGUGCAAAGGGGGAAAUUCCGAGGUCAUGCUCUGUGUGCGGGGGGGAGCGCUGUCAGAGGCAGCACCCAGUACCUGCCGUGCAGGUCUCGGCUCAUGCACAUGUCAACUUCGCUGUUCCACAGAGCAUAGACGAGGCUUUGGAAGAGUUGUUGAACCUAACACUGGACCACCAUGUGUACAGCUGGUACCGAGAAAUUUCUAUUCACGACCAGCUCGCUGAUGAGAUUCGCUACAUCAUCAGAUAUGCUGUUGCUUCCUUGGCCAGCAGACUCUCAAAGAUCGACUUGACAAUCAUCAUCAUUGAUAAGCUUCUGCCGACCUUAAUCAACCACCUGGACAGUUAUGUGGAAGGGGGUCGACGAGUGCGAGGGAACACAUCUCAGGAGGCAGCUGUCAUCCAGUACCUGAAGGCUGGUGGAGGGCUGCACCGAGCAGUUAAAUCAAGGGAGGAUGAGGCGGCGUACCUCAGGGGGGUCAUUGGCACGGUCAUCCCCUACUUGCUGCCGACCAAGUACCAGGCUAGCAGCCUGGCCCGAGCCUUCUUGGAGGAACUGUUAGGGCGGGUGCUGCUUCUGCAAGCGAUGGACCUCUUGGCCAGCCCAGACACUCUCAACCUCUUGUUCCUGCUGCUGCUGAGUCGGGAUUCUUCACCCUGGCUGCCUCACAAGCCCGAGCCAGAGGUCCUGCUGCUCAAGAACUUUGCUUCAGUCAAUACCCACCCUCGCAACUCCGUCUUGAGGAGCAACCUGUCUUCUGUGUUGAAGGAUCAAAAUCUCCUUUAUUUAUUCCACUCUUUCCUGAAGGAGGAAGGAGCUAUCAAUAUUCUGCAGUUCUGUCUAGCUGUUGAGGACUUCAACCGCCACAUCCUGGACCCUGACUUGACCCCAGAGCAACUUGAACAGUUCCAUCACGAGGCUUUAGAACUCUACCACACAUACAUGGUGUCGUCAGCUGUUGACAGGAUCAACUUCCCAUCACAUAUAGUUUCACAUAUAAGAGAAAUUGUGCAUGGGGAAGUGGGGGACAUAGUGAAACUACGCACAACUCGACCACUCUUCCAGGCAUACGAACAUGCUUAUAAUCUCUUAGAGAGAGAAUAUCUGCCUCUGUUCAUGCACAGUCAUGCGUAUUUUGCUCACCUAUGUGGGACAAGAAGCUCCCAAGGUUACCAAAAAAAUGCAACCAACUCUCCAGGGAAAAGCAGGGAGUUGGAUCAGCUCCCUAGGAAGAAUGUAGGUAAAGUAGUGGUGAAGAAGGUGGGUAGUGGCCUCAAGCACAUUGGCAAACAGAUGGUUCUCAAACCCUCCGUGGUCAUCGGCGACGAGGACGACCACACACUCUAUGAUAUAGAAGAAGCAGAUGAUAUAUCUUUGCUCAUGGCUGAUGAGGGAGGUGUAUCACAGUCGUGCAGUGGGCUAGAGGGGCUCACUUCCAGCUUCCGUGACCUUAGUGCGUGGAGGGUCAGCAUCCCACGCGUUGAACAGCGCCUCGACCACAACAACAAGCCCUAUUAUGCGUUCAUUGUGGAUGUUACAAGGAUUGAUGUAACUGGAGCCGAGAGACCAGAGGAGGUACACUGGGAGGUGGAAAGGCGCUACCAUGAGUUCUACAUCCUGGAGACCAAGCUGACCGAAUUUCACGGGGAGUUCCAGGACAACCAGCUGCCCCCAAGGCGAUCCCUCUUCACGUCAAAGGACAUCGGGUUCAUGAAAACUCGCAGACAGACAUUUGAAGAGUUCCUGCAGAAGCUCUUGCAGAAGCCAGCACUAAAGGGCUCUCAGCUGCUUUUCCUCUUUCUGAAGACGAAAGACGAGUUUACCAACACAUACUUGCCUGAUGUCUCCAUUGGCCGCUUCAUCAGGGAUGUUCCUCGCAAGCUAAUGAAGGAGCGUGGACAGCAUUUAGAUGCCUUCAUCAAUGUCUUCUUGUCCUCAACCGUUACACAGAACAAGAGCAAAGCCAAGAAUGAAAUUGAGGAAGGGUCAUUGGCCAAGGAGCAGCCAGAAGACCUUCAAGCAAAGAGCAGCCUUACCGGCACCUUCUUUGGAGAUAAUGCCAAGAGCCUGCCCAUGCCUUCGCACGAGCCUCCUCCACCUCCACCCACCACCAUGACAGUGAAUGGGGUUUUUGACACAGUCCUUUACAUAGCUGUGCGUGUAUAUGGACUGUCUAUUAACGCCCUAAGGUGGCUGAUGUGUGUCCGUGUGUUGGCUGGAAACACACUUGACGCAGCCGUCUGUUGGUUUCUCAGGAGGAAGCUAUCUCUUGCACUGGCACCACCAAGGAUAGUGAAACUCAUUCACCUAAUUAGAGAUGCUUUGUUUGUAGACCCCCCCAUUGAAAGGACGGAACAAGACCGUAGGCUGAGGGAGAAGGAGCUACGUCAGGAAGUGAUUGCUUUACUGCCGCAGUGGGUGCAGAACAAACUUUUCACGCAGGACUUGUACACUGAAGGAGCCAAUACUCUAGUCACCCUCUUUCAACAACCUAUACUCAAUAAACAGUUAUCCUAUGUCCUUCUGGAUGCAGUAUUAGAUCAAUUGUUCCCUGAGCUGGACUUCGACCCAGAACUGUCUCCGUUCCUCACCAGCUGAAGACUGGUCUUUGUUACUCUUUAUUUAUCUUUAAAAAUAUAAAUAUAUUUCUCACUACACAAUGUAGUAACAAAAUGUCUGAUACCACAUAAACCAUGGAUCAUCAUGGUGCACAGUAGCAAAAAAAUAUAUAUAUAUAACUAUUACUCCUUUUAGAUAAAGAACUCUCAGUUUUGGGUUUCAGACCAGGCACAAAGACCAGGAUUAUGGUAGCUAAUUACCUUGAACAUAUGGGUUUAUCACUUGGUAUAUUUUAAAAAGACUGUCUGUGGCUAGCAAUAUUCUUUUCCUGAUAUUGGUGAAUUCAUUGGAACUGCAGUACUGUAAACAUUUGAACAUGUGCAUGUGUGUAUGAGGUUGUAUGUCUGUCUGUGUUUGUAGGUGUAAAGAAAGGAAAAGGUUCAGAACAAGGUUUUGAUUUGACGAUACUAAAUUUCUGGGUCUUUUUUCCAUUUACUGAAGUGCUCUUUGGACGUUGAUACUUGUAUAUCAGGGACCAUAAUUGGAUAAUUAAGGUUGUGGUAACUUCAGUGAAAUUAUCUGCCUUCAUCUGUUAAGGUAGUAUGUGUGAGAUAGUGAAUCAAAAUUUGAGGUUUAUUCUUGAUUUCAUUCAAAAUCCCAACUGCCCUGGGUAAUUGGUGUCUCCCCUAUUGCUAACAAUUUUGUUAAAAAUAGAUGAUUGUAUCUAAUUAUUAUAUCAGCACAGUUUUAACAUUACAUGUAUAGAGGGAUAAAUUGGCUGCCUUCCCUUGUGAUUCUUGCCACAUAAGUGCAAACAUUGUAGCCAUUAGUUUUAAUCUGACUGAGAAGGUCAAGUCAGCCAAGACCUGUUUUCCUCGCAUGAACUGUUAACCUUAUUUAAUUUUACAAACUAUUUUAGAUGUCAUAUACACAGUAAGUCGAAAUUGGUGUCCAUGGUCCUUGAUUGCUCAUUGAAGUGGCCUUGCAUUUGUUUGUUGAGAAAAUAAUCUGAUGUUAGUUUUUGGACUGUUCUUAAUGUCAAGAAAGUGUUAAAGAGUAUUAUUUAAAUUAAUCUCUGUUUGCCAUUCAUAUCAGGAAAAAAAAAGCCUUGUGGUUGAUAUAUAUAAACCUAUAUUUUCAUUUAACUAUACUUUACCAUGGUAUUUGGAUUAGCUUACUUACUCAUGUAUGUGACAUGGUUAAAUAGGUGACAAUGGGUGGAUUAUUUGACGUGACAACAUUGCAGUCAAACCAUAUUUUCACCACAAUUUUAUUUUUGUAGGUACUAAAAAGUGAUUCCUUACAAUGCUUAUUUUAGAUAUGUGAAUAAAUUAAUUACCUGAAGACCAUUGUACAAGAUGAAUAUGGUGGUUUUAUGCAGCUUAAUUUUCAGGAAAUGAACGGUGAACUUUCUUUCAUUAUAUGGUUGUGCCUGUAAUUGUGAAUUUGUAAAAAUUAUAGGUAUUGUAAGUAUUAUAACAACAACACGAGUAUAAAAAAUGAUAUAUACUAUUUAGCUGUAGUGAACAUCAUUCCAUUAGUCAGUGACGUCAUGGAGGUGCCAUGUUAUUUUUCAGAUUUUACCAAAGAGUAAUAUAAAUCAUAUAGAUUUUUUCUGUGAUAACAGCAGGUUACAGUAUGUAUUGUAACAUAUCAAUAAAGACAUUACAAAUA
Messenger RNA from Penaeus vannamei (Pacific white shrimp), 4496 nucleotides. RefSeq names its product sorting nexin-14. Gene Ontology annotation, molecular function: phosphatidylinositol binding. The record is from RefSeq and is a predicted model, not a curated record. Gene Ontology annotation, cellular component: late endosome. NCBI's taxonomy places the organism in Eukaryota, Metazoa, Arthropoda, Malacostraca, Decapoda, Penaeidae. Gene Ontology annotation, biological process: autophagosome maturation.